CUUUUCACUGUGCAACUUGUUGUUCAGUUUUGGGACAAACCAAGUGAAUGAAAUGGAUUUUCCUUUGAUCUGCUGUCAAAUGAUUGAUAAAGUAUUGAUUUUUUUAAGCUUGAGAUAUUUACCAUCUUUGCUUGUAACUUAACAAAUGAUUUUCUGAUCCUGACAUGAGAGAUGACUGUGGCACCUCACCAACCAUAUGUAAAGCUUACAAGCAAUAUUGUUACACUCCUGGGAGGCAAGAGUAUUUGGAUAUGGUGACCUAUACUGCUCAUGUUGGGCAUAACCAUCCGCUCAUUGUAAGUGCUGGUCAGUCUCAGCUCCGGCAGCUUCUGGCUGGACAAGGCUUCUACAGCCAGCCUCUCCUAGACUUGGUCAAAACUCUUCAUUCUAUUCUCCCCAGUUCUCUAAAGCAUCAAUAUGUUAUAAAUUCUGGGUCUGAAGCAAAUGAUUUAGCUCUUAGGUUGGCCAGGAAUUACACAAAUGGUGACGACUUCAUUGUGUUUGAAGGGGCUUACCACGGCAGCCUGAGCAACCUUCUCGACCUGAGCACUCCUGCCCUGGAGUUGCUGCAGCUCCAGAAGUCUCCUGAGACGCACAUAGUGCACCCCCCAGACCUGUACGGUGGACCCUUCAGAGACGACGACCCUGAUGCCUGCAAUAAGUACGUAGCAGAAGUGGAGGCUGCCAUCACAGAUAUAAAGGAGCGCGGGGGCAAGCUAGCAGCCUUCAUCUGCGAGCCAAUCUCUGUGGCAUGCGGCGCGCUGGUGCCGCCCAGGCUGUACUUCAAGAAGGUCUUUGAGCUGGUGCAUCAGGCAGGUGGAGUUGUGAUCGCAGAUGAGACGGGCUGCGGCAUGGGGCGUGCUGGCGAGCACUACUGGACCUUCCAGCAUUUCGACAUCGUGCCCGAUAUUGUGACAGUCGGUAAAUCGAUUGGCAAUGGUUUUCCGCUUGGCAUCGCCAUCACCACUAAAGAAGUCGCUGAUAGUCUUGGUGAACACUAUUCGACGUUCGGAGGUAACCCCGUGGCUUCCUGCAUCGCCAAAUCUGUUCUCGAAGUCAUUCAUGGCGAGAUGAUGUUGACGUCGGCGCGCAGCGUUGGCAAGUUUCUGGUGAGCGAGCUGCGCAGCGUACAGGAGCGCGUGCAGAGCGUUGGGGAGGUGAGAGGACGCGGCCUGUGCCUCGGCAUCGUCAUUGUGCGCGACAAGGAAACGCGGCAACCGCACCCUCAGCUCGCCAGGAACAUUGUUGCCAGGCUAGAGAGAAAAGGUUUCCUAGUGUCACGAGGAGGCCUACAUAAGAACGUGUUGCUGCUGACGCCCCCGCUGUGCAUCACACAACUCGACGCCCGUCAGUUCACGGCAGCCUUCGAGGACGCGCUCACCGAGGCGCUCAGCCACCCAGGCGUGCCAGGAAGCUCGGUCUCGACGUCUCAAGGACCUGACGCAACGCCCGUCCCCGCAAGGACGGAAUCUCACGAGACCGAAGCAUCCUCCGGCAAUCCGCUCCAAAUGAAUAAAGAGCGGAAAUUGAUAGACGAAGUGAUUACGUGUCCUGGGAACCAAGUUGUAUUGGCUGACGACGAAGAACUUGCGAAUAAACGACGAAAAACUGAAUGAGGUUCACUAAAUGCGCUAGGAAUUCGUGAAAGGAAUUACUGGUUGGCGCUGGAUUAUUUAUCAACAAUGUAACUGCAGUCGGUAAAGUCCGGUGUACCAUAUGUUCGACGUGUGCAAUAAAUAUGGUAGUCAAGUAAUGUGAAUCACUGAUAUACAGUUUUGAAUGAAUAAAAUAUGUUCUCUGCGUGUUGGUAUAAAAAUGCGAGCUCAAACUUGAGUUUAUUUGUAAUUUUACCUAUACAUUCCCAUUGAAGCAGAACAAGAGUAACAUGUAGAGUAAAAUAGACAAGAUAUUCUACUUCUGCCAUGAGGCAGUAAAAUUUUUUACUCGAUAUUUUUUAAAUUUAUUUUUAAAUUGUUCUCAUCUUUCAUUUCCUAAACGCACUUCUCACCUCGUAAAAGUCGGCUCGCCAAUCCUCGGCCGCUGAGAUGAAGCUAUAAACCGCAAGACGCCGUAUCUCUGCGCCGCUUCUCUCGACGCCCCUUCUAAUUUUUAUGGCCGAUCUUCCCAUUCAGUGUGGCCUUGAAUGAAAGCUCGUACGAGGGGCAUCUUUUCUGUGGGUAUCGUUUAUGAGUUGUGUUCCGUCUUAACAUUAAAAUUUUUUCGUAACUUUGAUUAAAAAUUUUAAAUGCUUAAUUGUUAAUCCUGUGAGAUUUAAAGAGGCGCAUGAAAUUACAAUUUUAAAAUCCAA
This is a messenger RNA of Hyalella azteca, 2308 nucleotides long. Its product is annotated as 5-phosphohydroxy-L-lysine phospho-lyase. The transcript is spliced from 12 exons. Gene Ontology annotation, cellular component: mitochondrion. The coding region runs from base 165 to 1616 and encodes 483 amino acids. Gene Ontology annotation, molecular function: pyridoxal phosphate binding; transaminase activity. Lineage: Eukaryota; Metazoa; Arthropoda; Malacostraca; Amphipoda; Hyalellidae. The record is from RefSeq and is a predicted model, not a curated record.